Megalobrama amblycephala (Wuchang bream) is the source of this 1284-nucleotide messenger RNA. RefSeq lists its product as uncharacterized. Gene Ontology annotation, molecular function: nucleic acid binding. Gene Ontology annotation, biological process: DNA integration. The record is from RefSeq and is a predicted model, not a curated record. Lineage: Eukaryota; Metazoa; Chordata; Actinopteri; Cypriniformes; Xenocyprididae. The transcript has a single exon. The coding region runs from base 1 to 1284 and encodes 427 amino acids.
AUGGCAGAUGGGACUGAGAGACCCAUCGGGUUUGUAUCACGCACACUCUCAGUAGCAGAGAAAAAUUACUCACAGCUUGAAAAGGAAGGUUUAGCUGUAAUUUUCGGUGUGAAAAAAAUCCAUAAAUACCUCUAUGGCCGUAAAUUUGUGAUUUGUACAGACCAUAAACCUUUACUCAGUUUAUUAAAUGAAAUGAAAGCUGUGCCACAGAUGGCCUCUCAAAGAAUCAUAAGAUGGGCAGUGAUGUUCGGGGCAUAUGAAUAUGUCAUUUCUUACAGAGCAGGCAAGGACAAUGGAAAUGCUGAUGCCCUCAGUCGUUUCCCUGUUCCAGAGAUUCCUGCGAAAGAACUGAAGGAGGAGCAUGUCUUGAUAGUGGACAGCAUUGUUGGUCCUCUGACGACCUCAGAGCAAAUUAAGGACUGGACUACCCGCGAUCCUGUUCUCUCUAGAGUGCGUGAGUAUGUGCUUAAAGGUUGGCCUGAUCACAGUAAUUUAAUUGAAUUUGCACCUUAUAAACAGAGACAGCAAGAGCUCAGUGUUCAAGAUGGAUGUGUGCGGUGGGGAGCCCGUAUUGUCAUUCCAGAGCAAGGACGUUCGGGAUUGUUGGAACGGCUCCAUCAGUCUCAUCCAGGUAUGUCAAGGAUGAAAGGCCUGGCUAGAAGUUAUCUAUGGUGGCCCAAUUUAGAUGCUGACAUUGAGACCAGAGUAAAAGAUUGUACUGUGUGUCAAGAACAGAGAAAAGCCCCUGUGUGUGCACCACUUCAUCCGUGGGAGUGGCCACGACAGCCUUGGAGAAGAGUGCAUAUGGACUAUGCGGGUCCAUUCCUUGGGAAAAUGUUUUUAAUCUUAGUUGAUGCCCAUUCUAAGUGGAUUGAUGCCUAUUCGGUAAAUUCAGCAACAACAGCUACUACUCUGGAGUGCCUUAGAAACAGUUUCAGUACCUAUGGCAUUCCUGAAAUGAUGGUGUCUGAUAAUGCCCCGUGUUUUGUGAGUGAAGCGAGCAAAGAAUUCAUGGCUAGGAAUGGAAUAAUGCAUGUCACCUCUGCACCAUAUCAUCCCUCAUCAAAUGGUCUUGCUGAACGGGCAGUGCAAACUUUUGAAGCUAAACAACAAGUUCAAAAAGAGCACCAUGACCAACAUGCUAGGUCCCGCUAUUUUGAAGUAGGAGACAUUGUGUACACCCGAAAUUUUGGGUAUGGACCAAAAUGGGUCCAGGGAGUCAUUCAGGACAUCACAGGGCCUGUAUCAUAUAAAGUAGCAUUAGGAAGUGCUCAAGUAGUAUGA